AUGUCUUUGAAAAUUCGGUCAAUCGGAGAAGUCAUCAGUUAUCAAGCUACGCAACGAACUGAAUUUAUAGUCGGAAUGGGAGUCGUUAAAUCAAAAACAAGUGAAAACGAAAGCAUUACAUUCAACAUUACUCAAUUUAUCCCAAUCGAUGUCGAAGAUCCGUGUUAUGUUACUUCGUUGGCUCCCGAGGAUGUCGUCUACUUCUACGGGACUGUCACAAAGGUGGAUUCGUCAACGCAAACUAUUAAUGUCACCUGCUCUCACUCUAGAAAAAUUUCGCUGGCUCCAUCAUCUAUACCUCAAGAUUUUACUUACGUAACAGCAGUCGGUACGGUUGUUAGUAAACCGAACAUAACAGAAGAGACUGUUUCAUUUGAUAUAAGUCUUUCUCA
Molecule: messenger RNA, 392 nt
Organism: Paraglomus occultum
Lineage: Eukaryota; Fungi; Glomeromycota; Glomeromycetes; Paraglomerales; Paraglomeraceae
Source: the annotation of a GenBank genome assembly